ACAUUUACCGACUUUACUGAUCUUAUUAACGGACCCGGUAGCCGUAACGUCUGAAACGAGCCGCCUGUUAGCGGGCUAACCCGGGCAGCUAACGAACGUCAAAAGCCUGACUCGUUUAACGGUAACCCCCGUGCGCCCAUUAUCGGACACGCCUCUCGUUCGCUUCCUUCGGUUUUCUGUUCUUCAUAUUUUACUCCCGGAACAACCGGAUUGAGUCCGAGGCACGCGCCGUGUUUUUAUCCUGGUUCACCGCGUGUUUGAGUGUCAGUCACGUUAGCUAAACCUGCGUUUAGCAAGUUAAAAUAAACGGCUUCUGUGUUCGUUGUGAUUUCAAACUGUGGAAGCGUGGGUCGAGAACAGGUUGCUCCUGGUGUUCAGUUAAAACGGAUCUGAGCUACCGGAACACUCACUAAACCGGACGACAACCAACAGAACCUGCUCAGGUCUGCGUCCGGUAAUGGAACCAGAGGGCUUUGUGAGUCCGGGCUUUGGCUGCGUUGUAGCGGCAGCGACCGUCGGCUGACACACGACAAGCCGAGGCAGAGCACCUCGACACACGGGCAGUUCUCACUUCACAACACUCUGGUUUCUGGAUCAUACAAAGUCACGAACGGCUUUUAAGAAGCAGAAGAAGUAAAGGCAGUAUAACCGUGUCCGAUAAUGGAACCCGGCUGGGUGAGGGGGGGUUGAGGUUUAAAUGUCCAGCAGCUGCUCGGGCCUGUUUGUUGCAGUGCAGCUCUCAGCAUCAGAGGAUUCCUGCAGACUGUGUGCGGCUCACUGGAGUGGAGGGCAGACAGGCGGCAUGACAGAGGAGAAAUGUCCCCAGCUGGUGGACUACUUUGUAGUGGCAGGUCUCGACCCUGCGGGGCCCUGGAGGUCCUUGGACGAGGAUGGCAAGACCUCCGUCAACUCCUCAUCGACUUCGUCGUCUUUGUCGGGACGAGCGGUGGAGUCGGUGACGGACCUGGCGGUGAUCGCCCGGGGGCUCGGGGAGGAAGUGCCGGAGGGCUUCACCUGCAUUGAGAGGACGCUGGGCGGACACUCGGCCGAGCUGAGCGCCGGCCUCAUCAACAACCCACACCUGUACCUGUGCUACCGCCGAGGACAGGACAAACCACCCAUACUGGACCUGGGGGUUCUGUAUGAGGGGAAGGAGCCGCUGAAGCAGGGCUGGUACGUCAUUGAGACCACGCCCUACAGCCGCUCGGCCAGCCUGAGCUCCGGCGGCGCCCCGACGGCUCACCGGGUGUUUCUGACGUACCGGCGGGCUCUGGACUCGCAGGGCCUCCACACGCUGGGCGUCACCGACAUCGCCCUGCUGCUGCCCAGCAAAGGAGAGGUCGCGCCGCACACCUUCUGCCGCGUCGACAAGAACCUCAACACUGGCAUGUGGGGUCCGGGUCUGUACGUCUGCUACAAGAGAGCUGUGGCCAAAGCCAACGCCCUGGUCUACAAGGCCUGUCUGCUCAGCCGGUACCCGGAGGAGGACCUGGAGUCGUUUCCUCUGCCGGACUCGGUGCCAGUUUUCUGUCUGCCGAUGGGCGUCACCGUGGAGAGCUGGCCUCUAAACACCAAGUACCAGCUGCCCGUCUUCUCCACCUUCGUCCUCACCUCCGCCUCCGGGGACAAGGUUUACGGAGCGGCCAUCCAGUUCUACGAGUCGUUCUCCCGGGAGCUGCUGUCGGAGCGGCAGAGCGUGAGGCUCGGCCUGCUGAGCGUGGUCGACCGGCGGCCCAUCACCAACCGCAGCCUGCAGGUGAAGAAGAGCAUCUGCGUCCUCUCCCACUGGCCCUUCUUCACCGUCUUCCAGAAGUUCCUCACCUUCAUCUACAGAUACUCCAUCUCCGGACCACACGUCCUGCCGCUCGAAAAACACAUCUCCAGCUUCAUGCACAACGUCCCGUUUCCCUCCCCCCAGCGGCCUCGCAUCCUCGUUCAGCUGUCCCCGUAUGACAACCUGCUGCUGUGCCAGCCCGUCUCGUCUCCACUGCCUCUCAGUGGUGCGAGCUUCCUGAAGCUGCUGCAGAACCUCGGUCCAGAAAAUGCCUGCACAUUGCUGCUCGCUGUCCUCACUGAACACAAACUGCUGCUCCACUCUCUCCGGCCAGACGUCCUCACCUCUGUCAGCGAAGCCCUCGUCUCCAUGAGCUUCCCCCUGCGCUGGAUCUGUCCCUACAUCCCUCUGUGUCCACUGCAGAUGGCCGACGUGCUGUUGGCUCCGAUGCCCUUCAUCGUGGGCGUCCACUCCAGCUAUUUCGACCUGUACGACCCCCCCGCCGACGUGGUCUGUGUCGACCUGGACACCAACACCAUCUUCCAGUCGGAGGACAAGAAGCCGUUGUCAUGGCGAUCAUUACCCAGGAAGCAAGGCAAGACUCUGUUCAACACCCUCAGCAGCCUCCACAAGACGCUGGAGAAGAUUUGCACUCCCGGUCAGGAGGAGGCGACGCUGGAGUUCCUGUUGACCGACUACGAUCAGAUCUACAGGAGUCAGAAGCAGCUGGAGCUGGAGAUCCAGGAGGCGUUCCUUCGCUUUAUGAGCAGCCUGCUGCGAGGGUACCGAAGCUUCCUGCUGCCCAUCACCCAGGCGCCGUCGGACACCACCACCGACUGCAGCUCCCUGUUCAACCUGCAGGGUUUCCUGAAGUCUCGGGAUCGAACACAGCAGAAGUUCUACAGUCAGCUGACGAGGACUCAGAUGUUCACUCAGUUCAUCGAGGAGUGUUCCUUCGUCAGUGACCGACACGCCUGCCUCGAGUUCUUUGACGAGUGCGUCCAAAAGGUGGACGUGGAGAAGCCGGAGGAGGUGAGGCUGAUCGAUCUCGAUGAGACUCACAGCGGAGAACACACGGUCUUCAUCAUGCCUCCUGAAGAACCACAGGAGGCCGACGGGUCAGAGUGUCCCGCCCUCUACAGCUAUGAAACCUUCCCCACACUGAGGCCUGAGCUCUUUGACCGGCCCCAGGACCAGCUCCGGGUUCCUGCUAAAGGCAGCGCCCCCAGUAGCCCCGCCCCCCGACGCACAAAACAGGAGAUCAAGUUGGCCCAGAAGCGAGCUCAGAAGUACUCGACGGUACCAGACAUGUGGUGCAAGUGCCUUCUGGGUCACUGUUACGGCCUCUGGUUCAUCUACCUGCCCACCUUCGUGCGGGCGGAGAGCGCGAAGGUGCGCGCGCUGCACACGGCCUACGACGUCCUCAAACACAUGGAGAACCGCAAGGUUGUGUUGCCGGACGAGGUGUGUUACAGGAUCCUGAUGCAGCUGUGUGGUCAGUACGGUCAGCCAGUCCUCGCCGUUCGAGUCCUGCUGGAGAUGAAGAAGGCUGGAAUCACACCUAACACCAUCACCUACGGAUACUACAACAAGGCAGUGCUGGAGAGCAAGUGGCCGUCCACCAGUCAGGGCGGACGUCUCCGCUGGGCCAAGCUGAGGAACGUCCUGUUGGCUGUGGCCCAAUUCAGACAGCCAAUCAAGCGGCGUCAGAAGAGCGGCUCAGUGGGCUCACGAGGAGAAGCGAUGAUGGACCCCGACCAGAGGCCCCGCCCCCACUCUUCUCUGAUUCGUCAGUCCAGCUGGAGUGGCCUGUCAGAGAGCUCCAGCCACGAGUCUCUGACGGGUUUGCUGGUGAAGAGCAACAGUCUGAACAGCAUGAAGACCCCGACUGACAAGGUGAAACUCAGCAAGAAGACCAUCCUCUGUAACACAGGGGCCAACGGCUCCCGAGACGCCGUCUCUGGAAAACCUCCCAUAGGGCGCAGAGACACCUCCACCCCGCCUCCAGCGCCCCCCGCUGGUGUUCUGGUUCAGCGGAGUCAGGUCUGCCUCUCCACCUUCUACAAAGAGUGUGCAGAGUCGGCCGACUCGGAGCUGGACUGCAGCUGCCAGCCAGCAGAGAGAGACGGCAGACCUGCAGGAACGCGCGACUCGGCCAGCAGGAGCAAAGUCGUGGACGAGAAUUACAACAACGUCUCCUCCCCGAGCCGAGGAGGUCUGGCAGGGAAACUCCAGCAGCUUCUCACUCCCACCAGACACCGAGUGUCAGUUCGCCGAGCCGCCAGCGUGGACGACCGGCGACCAGGAGGAGGAGGAGGAGGGAUAGGACGAAGGGUGUCUGAACAGAGGCAGUCCAGGAAAGCCCAAGUGGCGGAAACACUGCUGAAGGCCAAGGAGAGGCUGGUCAACGCUACCUCAGAGAGUUCGCUGUCUGUAGGAAGUGACUUCGACUUGACGGACUCGCCAAGUCCAGCCUAUCCUGUGCGCCGGUCUUGGGAUGCCAGUCAAGAGGGGGUGGGUCUGGAGGUGUUGAUGUCCAGCUGCUCUCUGUGUCGCAGCUGUAACUCGCUGGUCUAUGACGAAGAGAUCAUGGCUGGCUGGACGUCAGACGACUCCAACCUGAACUCGUCGUGCCCGUUCUGCUGCACCUCCUUCGUCCCCUUCCUGAACGCCGAGAUCUGUGACCUGGGACCGGUCAGCAGUGCGGAGCGCAGCAACUGGAACGUGGAGGACGAGGUGGAGAGCGCAGUCAGGCCCCCCAGUGGUCAGGAGGCCUCGGCGCGACACCAGUGCAACGGUCUGAGCGAGGACUCCAGCUCCGAGACCAGCAGCUACUCGGAGACCAGCAGAACAACCACAGCCUCCUCAGUAGGCGGGGCUCCCCAGGUGACGGUGGCCUACCUGAGCCCUCUGGUUCUGAGGAAAGAGCUGGAGAGUCUCCUGGAGAACGAGGGCGAGGCGGUCCUGGCCCAGCCUCAGUUCCUGGAGAACCACUGCAUCAUCUUCUGGAACCUGGUCUGGUACUUCCAACGCCUUGGCCUGCCCAGUAACCUGCUGCAGCUGGUCCGAGCCUCGCCGCUGGUCAGCCAGUUCCCUCAGCCGGAGAGCUCAGCGGUGAGGGUGAGGCUCCUGUGGGACACCCUGACCCCCGACUUGGACCAGUGGCCCCCCCUCUACAUCCUCUGGAGGAUCCACAGUGGCGUCCCCAUGAGAAGCUACAGCUGGCGGAGACACAACCACCCCUUCACUCUGUCCUUCCUGGAGGAGGUGCUGCGGUGGGUCGGCAUGAACGAGGUGCACAAAGCCAUCACCCUCUUCCUGGAGACGCUGUCCAAACAGCCGGGCUCCCCCCGGACUCAGAGGAGUCUGUACCGAGAGUUCCUCUUCCUCACGCUGGCAGCGAUGGGCAAAGACCACGUCGCUGCGUUCGACAAAAAGUACAAGGCGGCGUACAAUCGGCUCAGCAGCGCUCUGGGUCGAGAGGAGCUGUGUAAGAAGCGAGCUCAGCCUCCAAGCCUCAAAGCCAUCGACUGCAGACGCAGCUUCCACCCGCCGCUCGAAUGCUGACCGUCCAGGAACCCAACGUCGCCCUGAGAGUAAGAGGAGGGUCCCUGCUGCCUUCACCUGCUUGUAUUCCUCGCCUCUCUGCUGCCCCCUGGUGGAUGGCGGAGUGCCACGCUCCUUCCUGUCCUCUGUAGCUCAGUUUGCCUCGUCGGUGUGAGUCCAGCAGCUCUUUGUCUACGCUAAAGGUCCUGAGAGCUGAGGCGGCGGAUGCAGCGGAGCUGGAAGAAGGUCAACGUGCUGACCUGGGAUCAGAAGAAAAGUUGUUGAAGCUCGGGUUUGUGCAUGACCAGAAGGAUCUGAUGUGUCCGUGUGAACUUUCUGUUUUUCCCUGCUUUUUAAAAAUGAUUAAAAGCAGACCUCAGAUUCGCGGAGGAGCUUGGCGUCACUGCUUCUUGGAGGGCUGGCAGAGUGAAAGUUUUAAGCUCAGAGCUGCCAGAUGUCAGAUUUACCUUUUUUUUAACCGGUGUGACCAAGCAAGAUAUUUAGGAUUUUAUUUGGAAAAGGAUUAGAGAGGCGGAGCAUCUGUGAAACGAGACCUCCCUCCAGCAGUUCGUGUGUUCAGACACCAACGUUCAUUAUCAAGCAAUCAACAAAAUAACCAACUUCAGCAAACUUCUCAUUGUGUCUGUUUGUCUGGAAUCUUCUCGAAGGCUGACGUUCCCACAGCUCGGCGUGAAGUGUUGGAUCUCUAAAGUCAGAAUCCAUCAGAAGCUCGAGGACUCUGCAGGAAACAAGAAGCAGAAACUCCCUUAACGUUUCUGCUCGUCUGGUUGCAUUCAGGAGGGCAGCGUUUUAACUUGAAGCCACAACACUGAAGGUGUUGAACUCUGGGAGAUCGCAGGGACCUGCUAACGUUUUGGAGCUAAUGAGGAGCCCUUAAAAUGAAGCAGCGUCUUCUGGUGACCUCCCUUCAGUUCUGUGAGAUGGUCCACCAAACAGGGUCUCCCCAUUUUAACCUUCUUUGAUUUCAUUCUCUUAAACUUCUUAGUUGGGUUCCUAACUUCUCUGUCGACUCCCACACUCUGUGGAAGGUCCAGACGUCCAGGAAACGAGACCGUAAACGAUUUAUCUACUCAGACAGUCGCUGGACUUUUCCAGCAAGAUUAAGACAGUUUGGUGACUGAUUUGGACUAGCGAGCUCUACCUUAAAGGAACAAUCUGUAAAACGUUGCCAGAAUUUUCGGUUGAAACAAAAAAUGAACUAACAUCAUCAUCAGAUUGUGAAGGAACAUCAGUGUUGACGUGACAUCAGAGACGCUGCAGUGCAGUCAGCUGCAGCUAACUGAGCUAACAGCAGCUGCAGCCAAGCAUGACUGCAGCCAACUGCGCAGUGAGCAGCAGUCGACAGUUUCCGUAUGGUUGUCACAGUGUCUCUGUUUGGAUCUGGAUCUUCGUCAGGACCUGGUGGACUAACAGCAGCAUGAAGGUACUGAAGUGUUGUUUGACGUCAGCUUUCUGGGAAGCGAUUCUAGCUUUGCCCUCCGUUUCACACCUGGUAGAGUAGGUUUGAAGUGCUGGCUUCUUCUGAACAGGAGGAAGCUGAUGAGACGAUGUGACCGAUUUCACAGGCAAAGGAAUGAAAGCAGUCGAGCACGAAGGCUUUCAGCAGACUGGUGUGAUAACUCAUCAGGGCUUGUUCAAGGAGUUCUUCAUGACUCGGUCUGUGUCGUCAUGGGACUUUGCCAUCAACAUUACACAGCAGUUAUGAGGCUAAGCUGCUGAACGGUGACAAACAUCACGGCUUCUUCUUCUGUGCGGUUUGAAAGCGGUUGGAGAAAAGACGAGAAGAAACCGAAGGGACAUUAAUGGACAUCAGUGUGAGUGUGGACGCUUCAGAAACCACAUGCUGUUCUCAGCUGAAGUGUCUGGUUUGGGCCCAGAGUUCAGUUCACACUGACUUGAACCCACACAGGAUCACAGAAUCAUCACAGGCAAGAAUUUGAUGGAGUUCAGGUGUUGAACACACCUGAAUGACACCUGAGGUCACGUGACCUCAUCCACACUGUGAUACUUUAUAUUCAACUGAUCGUCUGACUGUGUUUUAGGGCUGAUGCCAGUUAUUAGCAAUCAGUGAGACUCGGAGAAAAUUUAACCACUAAGCAGUGCUGCAGUGUAACCAGCUACAAUCUACUCAAGUACGAAUUUGAGGUAAAACUGAACAAAAGUAAACAAAGUAACUGAUGGUGAUGAUCAGAUAAUCAGUCAGUCUUUGAUUUGGUUUUAUUUGGCUUCUUGUUGAAUACAAACUGUGUUGAUAUGCUUUGGAUUUGGUGGUACUUCAGAUCCUGUGAUGUACUUCAAACGUGUACCUUCACUCCACAGAGCGAAGUACGAGCAUCACCAAAAAUGUGUUGUUAUCUUUCACUUCCUCUGUGGUGUUUGUGGUCCCAAACCAGACGCUCAGCAGAGAGCGACUCUGUGGAGCAUGCUCAGUUUGUGUUCAGUCCCACCUGCACCUUCCUGUCUGUCUGUCUGUCUCUCCGACUGGGAGACAGACGGUACGUCAGCUGACCAGUUCAGCCUGCUGUUGUGUUGCUCCAGCGCAUCUCGGCAGCAGCUCAGCAUCACCUUUCAAAAUAAAGCACUUCAUACUAAAAACAAAUAAUACAAGAACAUAACAUCCAGAAUAAUUCAAACACCUGGAGCUGGUCACAAUGUAAAGGAGCAGUCCAGCAUUUUCAGACCUCUCGUUUGUCAUGUCAGGUUUAAUCAGGAAAGUCUAUGCCUCAUUUUAACUUUAUUUAAACCCACCUCAGUGGUUGGAUGUAAUGUGUUAGAGGGGCUAAACCAAACAGAGAGACAACUUCCUGCUCUGCUGCAGCCAGGUGCCCUGCAGCAAAAACAAAACCGGAUGUGUACCUGUGCGAAGUGUCCGCUCAAACUUUACUGUUGAAAAAGAGUUUUUCUUUAAAUGUGACAGUUUAGUUUUUGUCUGCUGAGGAGUGAGUGGAAUAAAACUGCUUUCCUCUCAGUGUCACAGAGAAAAACGUCCCCCUGUAUGUUUAAAUGCUCCGGACUGCAAGUCAUUCAGAGUUAAACUUAGCGGACUUGACUUUGUGAUGCGGGUCGUUUUAUUGGUUGGAUAAUUACAAGGGAGAAGAGUGUAUUUAAAACAGAUUAUUGUGUUUGCUGUUGUAAUUUAUAUCUGGCUGUGAUUUCAGUUGUAAAUGUUUGUUUUUUUUAAGAAAACACGAAAAUAAAAGACGAGGAUGAACCCGAAA
Scatophagus argus is the source of this 8559-nucleotide messenger RNA. Its product is annotated as DENN domain-containing protein 4B-like. NCBI's taxonomy places the organism in Eukaryota, Metazoa, Chordata, Actinopteri, Scatophagidae. The coding region runs from base 698 to 5341 and encodes 1547 amino acids. The transcript is spliced from 29 exons. The record is from RefSeq and is a predicted model, not a curated record. Gene Ontology annotation, biological process: regulation of Rab protein signal transduction. Gene Ontology annotation, molecular function: protein binding. Gene Ontology annotation, cellular component: cytoplasmic vesicle.